Molecule: messenger RNA, 2790 nt
Organism: Patiria miniata (bat star)
Lineage: Eukaryota; Metazoa; Echinodermata; Asteroidea; Valvatida; Asterinidae
Exons: 4
Coding region: 33-809 (258 amino acids)
Source: RefSeq, a predicted model, not a curated record
UUGUGCAAGUAACCCGCACCAUUAUUAUAAUCAUGACCACGAGGAUAUGCCAUCUUGCGUGUUCUCGUGCGCAUGCGUCGAAGCUCCACACCCAGUUUUUUUUGCAAGCGCUAGCGCAAGCCGUGUUCUUUCUCUACGGGCCUCGCCUCUCUCAAGCAUUCUUGCGGCAAACGUCCUACGAGUACAUUUUAGUAUUUGUGCCCUUUCUGGCAAUUUCAGCCUUCAAUCGUCCCUCCGUCGACCGAACAGCAGGACAGCAAACACAACACAAGAUGAAUCACCUCGUUAUCAUCGUGAUUGCUACUGUAGCAUUCUUCGGUCGUGGCGCUGAUGCUCAGUGUUACAACUGCACUUACACCGUAAUGGGCGAAAUGAUGGUGGGACAAAGAGGUUGCAUGGAGCCCGGUUUCGACAGUACGGGAAUAGAGACUGUACCAUGUGAAAACAAAUGCAAAAUCGCACAUAUGGAAAUGGCUGCUACUGACAUUACACCACAAAUGACUUUGUACUUGCGCGGGUGUCAAAACAAGGCUGUGGAAGGACCUUGUAUUGACUUAGACGGCUUCGAAGUAGUAGCAGGGCAGACACUAACUCAGACGUGCUGCGAGGGGGCGCUGUGCAACGGCAUGGAAGCAGCAGGACAGACAACGCCUCAGACAAGCUGCGAGGGGGCGCUGUGCAACGGCAUGGAAGCAGCAGGACAAACAACGACUCAGACAAGCUGCGAGGGGGCGCUGUGCAACAACGCUGCGCUGAUUCAAUUAAGUAUUGCGCUUAUCCUUGCGCCGCUCUGCGCAUUGGUGUUCUAAACUGUCUAGUGUUCUCUCGCGCGCACCGUAAAUUCUCCCAUUUUUUAACUCGAGCAUUUAACUCAAGUUGUAGGUGUAGUCUUGUACUAGUUUAGACCCACAGCCAAUAUCAUGAAGUCACUAAGCACACACAUUUAAUUACCUCAGGAAUUGUUUACAAAGCAAACCACAAAAACAAUUACAAAAAAGAAAAAAAAAGGCUAUUGCACUGCAAAAUGCAUGGCGAGUUGUACAUUGCUUUGGAACUGUUUCUUAGGGGAUGUUACUUAGCUUAUACAUAACCAUGCUAAGUAGUAAUGUUUCUAUUUAAUGACUUCGUGAAAUUGGGCUCUGAGCCGGUGCGCAUGCGUAUUGUCAUCCAGACAUCUGUCAAUCUUGACCUUUGGCAAGGCCUGGUGAUCUUAGGAUUCAUACUUACCUUAUUUUUUUCGUGUCAAGAUUAGUAGAAAUGUGUUUACACUUUUUUUUUUUUUACUUUCUUAGUUAUUUAAACUGCUGAUUUCUAUGCAUUGUAUUCGUUCAAUGGAUGCAAACAAUGUCAACCAAAUGCACAAUUUAUUCCAGUCAAAAUCACCAAUGGCCGGGUCUGUGGACAAAACAAAUAUCAUCAAAUCAAAACUCUCAGAAUGGAUUUGUAAUAUGUACAAAAUGACGUUAAUUCCUGAGCGAAUAUAAAAUAAAUAUAUUCAAACGAGGAGACAUAGAUUAAUGAAAUCCUGCCAAUUGACCUAUUACCGUUUGCGAGUUAGCCACGCCCUUUAGACAAACCUAUGGAAUCUGUGUAUGUUAAGCUUGUUUGUCUCAGAUUUUGCGCGUUUUGCGUCCAUCUUGUAAUUGGACAAAAUUGCACAAGUUGAUUUGAUGUGAUUUGAUGUGAUAAUAGAAGUAUAGCGUAUAAUACCAUGAAAUAUUCCCCUAUGCAUUUUAAUGGGCCAUGCAUAUUCAUAUAACCUUUGACCUAUACCUCCCAUGGUUACUUGAUUACUGUACAUAUGGAGCGUGGAACAUGACCUACAGAACUUCACCUAAUACAUCACCUAGUCUUGUCAUUAUUCUACAUGUAUUAUCAUAUCACAUGCAUCAAAUAUGUACAUUUCUUUCUCUGCGAUAUGGAUAAUUGGAAACAAUGUGAUUGGGAAUACUGUAUUUUAUUCUUUUUUUUGUAUAAUGUCAGUUUAGGCGCCCCAUAGCGUGGCGUACCUUUCUACCCAAUUCAAUUCAAUUCAAUUCAAUUUAUUAUACUCGUCACGUAAAAAAAACAUGAAAUUGAUUUCCAGUGUCCAUUAUACAUGUACAAUAAGACCACAGAUAUACGAAUGUAAAAUAAAUAGAAUUAGAUGUAAAAAACAAAAGGUACUAUAAGAUAUUAACACAAUGACAAACUAUAUUUACAGAAAAAUUGUUUAUCAAAAAUUACAAAGUUGUCAUCCAUCAAAUAAAAACACCAGAUUGUUAGAACAAGGAACCUAGUAAAAGACACAAUUAAAAAGAGUUCUUUACAAUAAAAACACCGAAGAAUGGAGCGGAUGGGAAGGAUCUUGCAUUAUGUCUUGUAGCUUAGAGAUAAUUGCAGAUUCAAACAUACAAUGUAAAUUCUUAAUGUCCAGGCCAAUUGUUUUGGAGGACAAUUUGGUGACACGUUCCAGUCUGUGUCUGUCCAUCGCUCCUAGGGUACCGUACCAGGCAAUCAUACAGAAGGUGAUGAUAGAAAGUACUGAAGGUGAUGAUAGAAAAGGCUUGAGCUUUUGUUAAUCUGUGUAUAUUCGUGUGGAUUGAGAUAGGAAUAACUGAUGAUAAUUAUUCACAUCUUCGAUGAGUUUGGUUGAUGUUGAGCGUUAUAUGGAACGGGGCAAUGCUUGGAUAAAAUGAUGCAGUGUACUCUAGUAAAAUUACUAUGCCAUGUAUAAUUCCUUGCUCUAUGUUCAGGCCUACAUUUGUCUUGAUACGUCUUAGCCUAAAUCACCGGAGUCUGUCUGGUAUA